AUGGCGUCGGCGUACAUCUUUUCCCUCCAGCCAACGUUCACGCAAGGGCUCAUCCUUGGACAGCUCUCGAUCCUUUUCCUGCUCUUUCUGAUCCUCAAAUACCUCUUCUUCGAUACCGAUACCGAGAAGCCGUACCGGAAGGCCGCAUACCCUCCGAGAGUCGAGCUAGACAGCGAUGAUGACGGGCUGGUAGCGCCACGCCUGGACUUUGACCCAUUCGAAAAGGCGAAGCGGGAGGGAGGUGCGGAAAGCUCAGAGUGGCUGAACGUUCUCCUGCAGCAGGUUGUGGACUCGUACCGCAUCAAGCUGCGGAACGGUCUCGCAGGCACGGAAGGAAACGAGAUCGCUCGCCAGCGCGUGGAGGAGUUUGUGAACAAGAUGCGCCCCACCGGUCUUCUCGACGUUGUAAAAGUGCAUUCGGUAGAUAUGGGCUCGUCUGCGCCGCGAUUCUCGCACGCACGCAUCCGUCGCGACUCCUCCCCAGGUGCAGAAACACAUAUUGACUACGACAUGAACUAUGUCGAUAAUGUCUCAAUAUCCAUCUCCACGUCUGUGCUAUUCAACUAUCCAUUCCCGUCAUUCGCUCGCCUACCCGUUUCACUCUCUAUCUCCCUGUCGCUCUUUUCUGCUUCGGUUCGUAUGACGCCGCCGAACCCCACCGCUCCUCACCCCACUCUCACAUUUGCCCUUCCUGUUCCACGCUCUGAUUUCACGCUUGACAUUAAAACAUCCUCGCUCAUGGGGAGCCGCGCGAAACUGGAGGAUGUUCCCAAAAUCCACGAGCUCAUCCAAAAUCAGAUUCGCAGAGUCGUCAUGGAAAAGGGCACAUGGAAGGUCGCGCUGCCCGGUUUGGCGAGCGUGAGCGAGGUCAAGGAAGACAUCAAAGCCGAGCGACGCUUGGCAGAGAGGUCUCUGAACUAG
Molecule: messenger RNA, 921 nt
Organism: Epithele typhae
Lineage: Eukaryota; Fungi; Basidiomycota; Agaricomycetes; Polyporales; Epitheliaceae
Product: maintenance of mitochondrial morphology protein 1
Exons: 6
Coding region: 1-921 (306 amino acids)
Biological process (GO): mitochondrion organization; phospholipid transport
Cellular component (GO): ERMES complex; endoplasmic reticulum
Molecular function (GO): lipid binding
Source: RefSeq, a predicted model, not a curated record